AUGACCAAUCAACACCAUUAUUAUAACAAUAAUCCACAAUUAGGUCAACAAUCUCCAUUUAACAACCAAUUUCAAUUUAAUAAACUACCACAACAGAUAGAAAAUGAAAGGCUUACUUGUUUUCAUAUGUAUAGAAUGUUAAUUAAAUGGAUGACAUAUAUUUUAAUAGUAUUGUUUCUAGUCCUUUUGUUUUUUGAUUAUUUAGAGAGAAAAGGUUAUAGAGCUUAUUACACAGAACCUUUUGGAAACGUAUUUUUAAUAUAUCUCUAUAUAUAUCUAUGUCUUUAUUUCUUAUAUUUUUUAUUAUCUUGUUGUAAUGAUAAUAAAAAUAUAAUAAAAUAA
Molecule: messenger RNA, 342 nt
Organism: Hepatospora eriocheir
Lineage: Eukaryota; Fungi; Microsporidia; Hepatosporidae
Source: the annotation of a GenBank genome assembly